UACAACCGAAUUUUUUUAACACGACCCGCGAACUCGACAAAAAUCCAACACGAAAUUAAUAUGUUAGAGUUAAACUAUAUAGUCUUAUACCUAUGCUUUGACAUGGUUCAAACACGAAUUGCCACCCCUAAGUUGGAUUAGGCAGCUGGGGGGAUUGUGGUGCGUUUCUGUAUAGUAGGAAUAUUAUUUAGUUCUAUUUUCAUUUUUUUUUUUUUUUUUUGAUUAUUAAUGCAUUCACUUUUUAAAACUGCGUCUAAUGCCAUUGCCGUUGUUGUUGUUAUUCGUCAUGAUGAUGGGAACGGUGGAAGUAUCAUUUAUAAAUUUUUGUGUUAGAUGGAUAAGCCCUUAAUUUCGUGGAAGUAGAGACGUCCAAUUUUGUGGAAGAAGAGACCUGGGUUUGAAAUUAUGGUAUUUGGCUCCUUCAGCUUGUUUAUAAGGAUCGUUCGGCUUAGUGCAUUUUCAUUGCAGUUAGUUGAUAUAUAUGGCCUAAGUUGGCAUUUCAUGGGAGGUAUAGAGGACAAUGAACCACCAUUGAAACGUGCUAAGGUCCCCUUGGGAGAAUCAAAGAGCUUGUCAGAAGACUCAUUUCUUACACAGCCCGUAGCUUGCUCUUUGGGAGACUCGAUGGCUAGGCCUUUACCCUCCCAAGGAGAUAAAGAGACAGUUGGUUCAAAAGGAGUCAUCAAAAGAUCAGAAUUCAUCAAAAUUAUAACUAGGGCAUUGUAUUCACUUGGAUACGAUAAGAGUGGGGCCCUUUUGGAGGAAGAGUCGGGUAUACCAUUACACUCAUCAGUGGUUAAUUUGCUUAUGCAGCAAGUGAAGGAUGGAAAAUGGAAUGAAUGUGUGGCCACGUUGCAAACAAUUGCCGUUUUGGAUGAAACAACUGUGAAAUCAGCAACUUUUCUGAUAUUGGAGCAGAAGUUCCUUGAGCUUCUGAAAAUGGAAAAAGUCACUGAUGCUUUAGAUACUCUUAGGAAUGAGAUUGUCCCUCUUCACAUCAAUUUGAGCCGAGUUCAUGAGCUUGCUGCAUGCAUUGUCUCUCCUUCACAGUGUGUAAUACUUGGGCUUUCUAGUCAAGAUAUUGAUGUUGCAAAGUCACGGUCAAAGAUUUUGGAAAAACUACAGAAGUUGCUUCCUGCAGCAGUCAUGACACCUGAAAAAAGAUUAGAAUAUCUAGUUGAACAGGCUCUUGAUGUGCAACGAGAUGCUUGUGUGUUUCACAACACUUUGGAUAGUGAUUUGUCUUUGUACUCAGAUCAUCAGUGCCAGAGAAACCAGAUUCCUUCUCAAACAAUUCAGAUACUGCAAGCACAUACUGAUGAAGUUUGGUUUCUGGAAUUUUCGCAUAAUGGGAAAUAUUUAGCUUCAUCAUCAAAAGAUCAAUCAGCAAUUAUAUGGGAGGUUAAAGAGGACGGUCAAGUUUUAUUGAAGCACAUACUAACUGGUCACCAGAAGCCAGUGUUGAUGGUUUCAUGGGGCCCAGAUGACCACCAGCUCCUUUCAUGUGGAGUGGAGGAGGUCAUCAGGCGCUGGGAUGUCACUUCUGGAGAAUGCCUCCAUGUUUAUGAGAAAAGUGGUGUUGGCCUCAUUUCAUGUGGAUGGUUUCCCGAUGGUAGAGGGAUAUUCUCUGGUAUGACUGACAAGAGUAUCUGCCUAUGGGAUUUGGAUGGAAGAGAGCUGGAAUGUUGGAAAGGGCAGCGAACACUCAGGAUAUCAGACAUGGCUGUGACUGGCGAUGGAAAGAGGAUCAUAAGCAUUUGCAAGGAAACCACAAUACUAUUGCUUGACAGGGAGGCAAAAUUUGAGAGACUGAUUGAAGAGGAGGAAGUAAUUACUUCAUUCUCGCUGUCAAAGGACAAUAAAUUCCUACUAGUCAAUCUAUUAAACCAAGAAAUUCAUCUUUGGAGUAUCGAGGGUGAUCUGAAGGUCGUGGCCAAGUACAAAGGUCACAAGCGUGUCCGAUUUCUUAUUAGAUCGUGUUUAGGUGGAUUCGAGGAGGCCUUUAUUGCCAGCGGGAGUGAGGAUUCACAGGUCUAUGUAUGGCACAGAGGUUCUGGGGAGCUCCUGCUGGCACUGCCUGGGCAUUCUGGAGCUGUUAAUAGCGUGAGCUGGAAUCCUACAAAUCUUCACAUGUUGGCUUCAGCCAGCGAUGAUCGUACCAUUCGAAUAUGGGGUUUGGAUCAGUUCAAUCUGAGACACACAGUUUCUCAGAGCAAUGGCCACUCUAAUGGAAGAAGUUGAAACGAUUUUCGAAAAUUUAUUUAUAUACUUAGAUGAUCGGAAAGCAAUGUUCUUUUAAAAACAUUUUUAACAUUUGUGUAAAUCCUCCAAUCAUUUGCUUCAUGUUAUCGGUAUUUAUAGCUGCAAUAAGCACACUCUAAUAUUGCAUCUGGAAUGGUAUCUCUGCCAAUUAAUCAAUAUAACUAUAACUGGAGGUGGAGGACUCUCUUAUUUCGCCUUACUUCUA
This is a messenger RNA of Alnus glutinosa, 2467 nucleotides long. RefSeq names its product WD repeat-containing protein 26 homolog. The transcript has 5 exons. Lineage: Eukaryota; Viridiplantae; Streptophyta; Magnoliopsida; Fagales; Betulaceae. The record is from RefSeq and is a predicted model, not a curated record. Gene Ontology annotation, molecular function: protein binding. Bases 406 to 2241 code for a protein of 611 amino acids.